Molecule: messenger RNA, 2367 nt
Organism: Puccinia triticina
Lineage: Eukaryota; Fungi; Basidiomycota; Pucciniomycetes; Pucciniales; Pucciniaceae
Exons: 14
Coding region: 1-2367 (788 amino acids)
Biological process (GO): N-glycan processing; carbohydrate metabolic process
Cellular component (GO): endoplasmic reticulum; Golgi membrane
Molecular function (GO): mannosyl-oligosaccharide 1,2-alpha-mannosidase activity; calcium ion binding
Source: RefSeq, a predicted model, not a curated record
AUGCCUUUGAAAUCUGGAAAAGAGCCCUACGCGUUUGGUGCCUACCCUGCCGCGGACCGGUCCAGAUUCCGGAUAUUCCUAGCGCUCGCAUUCACUUCGGGGCUGGGCUUAUACCUUUAUUCUUAUUCACAUCGACCCAUUCCUCAUGAGAUGGUGCGCCGACCUGUUGAGGGCGCUAAGCAGUCCCUGAACUGGACUGAUGAUCUGAGUCAAGCAGACAGUUCGCGUUUGCCCCACACCGGUGCAUCCACAACGGAAGAUGCCGUUGAAGCCGGCAUGUCCAACGUGAACAACACAUACACCCCUGAAGAAUUGAUGAGUCUGCCUAUACUGCAUCACACUUUCAAAGACCCAUUCGAUCGGCGGAACGGGUUCAAACCUCUCCGGGAUUCCCACACCCCAUGGCAAGCAACUUCCCCCACUGGCGCCAUCCUGACCAAUAAACUUAGCAGAAGUCGGUUCCCUCCCGCCAACUCAAUUGAUUCAUCCCGGGGAAGCUCACCACCACCAAUACCGAUUUGGCCACCGCGCAACCUUUUGCGAGAGAAGGAAGAAUCACUUAAAACUCCCAUUCCUAAAUCCUUGAUUUCCGGCUUGAAUACUAGCUACGUCUGGGAGGGCAGAGAAAGGAUUAAAGAAGGGAAUGUGCCAAAGAUCCAAUGGUCAGGAUUCGAUAAGACGCAUUGGGAGACGGAUUCGGAUCGCACCAAUCGCUUGGAGCGGCAGGGCUGGGUCAGACGUGGAUUCCAACACGUCUGGGAGGGUUACAAAGACAGAGCAUGGGGGCAUGACGAAUUGAAACCAGUGUCAGGAUCCUUCGAAGAUCCAUUCGGGGGCUGGGGUGCAACAAUCGUUGAUUGUAUUGAUACCCUACUUAUAAUGAACUUGACGGUUGAAUACAACUAUGCAAGAACUCAUGUCAAGGCCAUCGAUUGGGCACAAACAGUUGGCCUGCGGGAGGUCAAAAGUUCGGGUUCAUUGUCAAGCAAUCCCAAAGUCUCUCUCUUUGAGACUGUGAUCCGCUAUUUGGGUGGUCUUCUCUCUGCUUAUGACUUAUCCGGGGACAAGUUGAUGCUUGAACGGGCAGAAGAAUUGGCAGAGUGGCUUUUACCUGCGUUUGGGACAUCUUCCGGAGUUCCGGAAACCCAUUACAAAAUAGGCUCAAAUCCCCUCGGGGCAAAGUCUGGAAGGGUUAUGACUGCAGACGUUGGAUCAUUCACUUUGGAAUUCACUAGAUUAAGCCAACUAACAUCAAAGGGAUUUUACUAUGAUGUGGCACACAAGAUAAUUGAUCUAUUGGAUGGGGAUCAGUGGGUCUCUCCCAGCCGGCUGGGCACAUUGUUUCCCACCGUCAUUGAUCCUGACUCUCCCGGAUCACUGAACGCGCAGUACACGUUUGGCGCGAUGGUUGACAGCUACUACGAAUAUCUAAUAAAGCAGCAUCAGUUGUUACGUGGGAUAGACUCGCAGUACAGUAAGAUGUACACUUCUGCAUUGAAGUCUGCUCGCACAUACCUCAUACAAACCUACGAGAUCGAGUCAGCUGGUGGCAAAAACCUGACCGUGAUUGGUGAUUCUCAGUGGGGAAAUUUUGUGCCUUCCCUCAACCACCUCACCUGCUUUUCUGGCGCAACAAUUGGACUAGGAGCUCGACUUUUGGGCAAGAAAGAAGACCUGGAUCUAGCCCUGAAGCACGCAGAUGCUUGCGUCUGGGCGUAUGAAUCGACCAAAACUGGACUUGGCGCAGAGGAGAUGACACUUGUUGACACGAAUGAUUCCUGGAGAUGGCAACCAGUCCUCUACAAAGGCAAGAUUUUUCGCGAGUUGAAACCAGAACCAGUACGGGGUGCCACACUCCGCGAUCCUUCCUAUCUUGGCCGACCAGAGACAAUCGAGUCGGUAUACUACAUGUGGCGGAUAACUGGUGACCAACAAUGGCAAGACAGGGGAUGGAGGAUGUUUACGAGUUGGAUGGAAGCCUGUGUGACUGAUUUUGGUUUCGCGAACUUGGAAAAUGUUAAUGUUUGGCCACCCAGAAAGCUCGAUAAGCAAGAGAGCUUCGUCCUAGCUGAGACAUUCAAAUACUACUAUCUUCUAUUUUCCGAUCCGGACUUGAUAUCGUUGGACGAUUACGUGUUCAACACCGAGGCACAUCCAUUGCGAAUUGACAUUCCUGAAAAACCAGUGAAGAGGUAUUGGAACCAACCUGAUGAAUCCCUUGACAAGAUAUUUGAUCCACCAGGGCUAAAAAAUGGCGAACAUGGAUAUGGGACAUUCCUUCAACAAUGGGCUCGGGUUGAUUUGGAUAAACUCAGUCAGGCAGAGCGUCAGGUGUACAGCAGAGUUUUUGGGAUACUAGGAAAAUAG